This is a messenger RNA of Sebastes umbrosus (honeycomb rockfish), 2667 nucleotides long. RefSeq names its product glypican 5a (gene gpc5a). The record is from RefSeq and is a predicted model, not a curated record. The transcript is spliced from 9 exons. The coding region runs from base 377 to 2095 and encodes 572 amino acids. Gene Ontology annotation, biological process: positive regulation of canonical Wnt signaling pathway; regulation of protein localization to membrane; cell migration. Lineage: Eukaryota; Metazoa; Chordata; Actinopteri; Perciformes; Sebastidae. Gene Ontology annotation, cellular component: cell surface; extracellular region; plasma membrane.
GGUAAUAGCCGUUCUAGCUGAGCUCCACUAGAGGUCGCUGUCCGGCCGCAGCUCAGCCGGUAUCCCUCCGCAGAGAGCAGGUACUGUUACUUCGGUACCGCCUCUGCUCUGCUGCUGCCGGUCGGUCCAGACAACUUGGACAACAUGCCGCUUUCUAACAGACUCACACCGCUGCAACUUUCUCUCCGUGUGUCUCUGGAUCUAAAUGAUCAUCUGGAGCGUUUCCUCGACACAAACUCAACCAACACAUCACCGAGGCUGAGCACUGAAACCUGAGAUGUGGACGAGUCUCACCUGAGCUCCAGAAGAAACCUGAACUUCAGAAACUAGCUGCUGCUUCUUCUUCUUUCUGUGGAGUAUUAAAACCCUGGAUCUGAUGAAAAUGGGUGUGCUGUGGCUGAACUGCGUCUUCUUCCUGGCUUGUUGCUGUGGGUUUGGGUUUGGAAGCUCAAACAAAUGCGACGAAGUGAGGAAAGUUUUCCAACUCAGGCAAAUUGGACCAAAUCAAUUAUUGCCUUUAAGCCCCAGACCAGGUUCAGAUCUUCAGGUGUGCAUGUCCAAGAACCUGACCUGCUGCACCAAAAAGAUGGAGGAGAAGUACCAGGUGGCGGCCCGGAGAGACAUCCAGAACCUCCUCCAGACGUCCAGCUCCAGCCUCAAGUUCCUCAUCUCGCGCAAUGUGGCUGCUUUUCAAGAGAGCUUUGAGGUCCUGAUGAGGCAGGCGGAGAAUCACACGAACACCGUCCUCCAGGAGUCAUACCGCAACAUGGCCAAUCAGGCCGAGGGCCCUGUGCGGGAGCUCUUUACAGAUAUUAGUCUCUUCCUGCUGGGGUCUGAGCUCAACGUUGAAGACUUAGUGCAGCGAUUCUUCGACGCUCUCUUCCCGCUGGUCUACAAUCACCUCAUCAACCCAGGCCUCAGCGACAUAUCACAGGGCUACGCUGAGUGUGUGAGGUCAUCCAGCCGGGAUGUCAGACCGUUUGGUGGGGCGCCCGGCCUCCUGGCUGAUCAGAUUGCUCGCUCUGGGGUCUCCGGAAAGCUUCUCCUCCAGGCGCUGCACCUCGGCAUCGAGGUUAUCAAUACCACAGACCACUUACAGCUGAGCCGCGAGUGCCGAAGGGCCCUGCUCAAGAUGCACUACUGUCCUCACUGCCAGGGCUUAACCCAGUCCAAGCCCUGCAUGGGUUACUGCCUCAACGUGAUGCGGGGUUGUUUGGCGAGCAUGGCAGAGAUCGACACCCACUGGAGAGAGUUUGUUCGCUCGCUGGAGGGCCUGUCAGCACGGAUGCACGGGCCUCAGGAUUUGGAGCAAGUGCUUCUGGGGGUUCACACGCUGCUGCACGAUGCUGUCGGACACGCUCAGAAAAAUGGACCCCGCCUCUCGGCACAGGUGCACAAACUGUGUGGCCCACCGAGCAGGAAGCCUGCGCAUUCAGUCAGCAUCCAGCACAUCAGCAGCAGCAGAGAAUCCAUCCCUCUUAAAGCUUUUGUCAGAGCGUCAGGGGACUCGCUCGCUGUCAGGAGGAGGGACUUUCUAAACAGUCUGCGUCUCUACCGCACGUUCUACGGCGGCCUGGCGGAUCAGCUGUGUGUGAGUGAGCUGGCCUCCAGUGACGGGCUGUCCUGCUGGAACGGAACCGACAUCGUAAAAAGCUACACCCUCCGUGUGGUCGGCAACGGGAUCAAGGCUCAGAGCGCCAACCCUGAAGUCAAAGUGAAGGGAGCAGACCCCGUAAUAAAUCAGAUCAUUGACAAACUGAAACACGUCAAUCAGUUGCUGCAAGGGAAGUCCAUUCCUAAACUGGGGUCACUGGACCAGAUUGAAACAGGAAGUGGAGAUGCAGAGGGACGGUACAGCGGCGACUGUGAUGAUGAAGACGGCUGUGGUGGUUCAGGUGGCGAUGAGGUUAAGAGGAAAGUCUCCAGAGUCUCCAAAUUGAGUCCAGAUGUGACCGGUGAUCACAAACAUCAUCAUCAUCAUCAUCAUUAUCCACCUGCCGAGGAUUCAGAGAUUCAGAAAUCCAGGAGCCUCGGACCGACGGGGGCCAUCUGGGUUUUGAUAUUGCCCUCUUUACACAUGCUGCUGGCCUUGUAACUGCUGCCUUUUUGCAGCAUGAAACUUUAAAGACUUGAUUUCAAGCUUAUUUAUCCAGAAACGAAAAGGCCACUGGACGUAACGAGCUCCAAUAUGUAAUGGAGCACCACUUCCACACAGUGCAGGACACGGUAGGAGUGAACACGAAUGUUCUUGUGGAAAUUGCGAGACAUUAUGGCUAACGUAAGACAGCAUAUGGUUCAGCUUUGCGAAUAUUAAUUAUUUUUUCACCUGGCAUUCAUUAACCCUAAUAAUGACUUAUUUAUAACAGUCAAGAAUAACUACAACGUAUGUUGCAAAAAUUUGGUAUUAAUUUAAUUGUAUUUGUAUACAGUAUAUAAGCAUAUACUGUAUGCAUAUCACACUGUAAUGCAAAAUGUAAAUAAGUGGGGUUUUAAAACUGCUGUGAAAGGAGUCAAGUAAUCUAAAAGGUUACUUUUGAUGUUGGAUUUGAAAUUGAAAAAAAUAAUAUCUCUACACCUCAUACAGUUGCAAUAUUUGUACAAGUCCAAAUUAAAAUGGCCUGUUAUUCUUAUGACAUCCUAGAAAUUACAUACAUUUUUUAUACAAAA